AUGCAAUAUGUUCAACAACCAAAGUUUCCACUUACAAAACUACCAGAUGUCGUAUUAAGAUUAUUUGUCGCUUUGUUAGGAGUAACAGAACGAAUCUGCUACUCACUCUGCUCCAAACGCUGCGCCUUUCGCACUAAGCGUCCGAAAUUCAAAGUCGAUAUUUUUGGUGUCAAAGUGGGAUCAACAGUGGAAAUAAUCCUACAAAAGUUCAAUGAAGACAUCAUCGAACUAACUUUUCUCACUGAAGAUGAUUUGACACGCCGAUAUCCAAUUCCUAUCCCUCCACCGAUAGCCAUAACAAUCAAGUAUUUUAAUGGAACUCAAAAAACUCAUAGCCCUCAAAAACUGCGCAGCUUGAAACAGUUUUUGUGUCAUUUUGGCGACAUUUUUUCUUUUGAAAAAGGAGCAAUUAUCCCUGAAAGAGGAUGCGAGCGGUUCACAUUUGACUCAUUGAAGGCAGAAUUGGAAGGAUGCGGUUUGAAAGAACUCAACAUGCGCGGUUACAACAAUAAAAUAUAUGGACGGCAACUGCUGAAAACAUUCCUUCCCUGGAGUAUACUGACUAUAUCCCAUUGGACCUAUGAUAAGAAUUGGCAAUUUCAAAAAUAUGUUUUAAAACACAAAAUGGAUGCGCUCUUGGUUUGCUCCUACCAUCUCAAUUUCUAUGAACUCAUGUAUGAUAUGGAUAUCAAGCAUAUAGAAUUCAGUGAGCCCAUCUAUUUAAGCAGCGAACUCAAUGAAUUCAUCAAGACAUGGAUCGACGGGGAGACCAAUGUAAAUCUGGAGUCAUUGUGUCUUCGAUUCAGAAGUCCUCUAUUUGGAAACUACCAACAGUCGAUACUCGAUGGAAUCAAACAUCAAUUGGUCCAUACGGAAAAACCGUUUAUGCCUCCGUUCAGAACGAUUAACUGGACGUUUACGACGUCAAUUAUUGGGAAGUAUGAAAUCACAAGGAAGACUGACGGGAAGAGAGCUACGAUCAAGUUGGAUGAACUCAAUGGAGAUCCCAGAAUCGGAGGAGGAGUCCGCGAUGAGCCCAGGAAAAGAGGAGGAGUCCGCGAUAAGUCCACGAGGAGUAGGAGUCCGGAAGAGUCCUGGGGGGAGCCUGGAGGAGCCCCAGGUGAGUCCACGAGGAGUCCACAACCGGAGGAGGAGAAGUACUGGAGCCAAAGAUAUGAGGAUGAGUCCACGAGAAAGCUGGAGGAGAGAGUCGCUAACUAUUCUGGAGGAGGAGCCAGCCUGGGGGAGCUUGGGGGAGUCCACGAGGAUCCUGGAGGAGAGAGUCGCUGA
Caenorhabditis remanei is the source of this 1290-nucleotide messenger RNA. RefSeq lists its product as uncharacterized. Lineage: Eukaryota; Metazoa; Nematoda; Chromadorea; Rhabditida; Rhabditidae. The record is from RefSeq and is a predicted model, not a curated record. The transcript is spliced from 3 exons. Bases 1 to 1290 code for a protein of 429 amino acids.